Culicoides brevitarsis is the source of this 1507-nucleotide messenger RNA. RefSeq lists its product as uncharacterized. Lineage: Eukaryota; Metazoa; Arthropoda; Insecta; Diptera; Ceratopogonidae. Gene Ontology annotation, biological process: sleep; regulation of synaptic transmission, cholinergic; positive regulation of voltage-gated potassium channel activity. Bases 795 to 1334 code for a protein of 179 amino acids. The record is from RefSeq and is a predicted model, not a curated record. The transcript is spliced from 3 exons.
CGUCUGGCAAAGACGUGUAUUUACCAAUUGAGCAACAUUAUCAAGAAAUACGAGAAAAAUAGUUUUUUUUACGAUAGUGACGACAUCCUAGAAAGAAAGUACGCAAACUCAUCCCAUUCAUGAAUUUGUUGGAAAAUUUCGACCUUCUAUGAUUCAUCGCCCAUUUGCAAAGAUUUCUUGAAAAGUGCUUUCACAAAAAAGAUUUUUUAAAUAAAAAUUACAAUAAAACGCUCACUCAGCCAGCAUUCUAGUCAAAAAAAAAAAAAAAGUAAAAAUUAACAACACCUACUAAAUAACUGGGGUCACAAAAAAUAUGAAACAAUAGCGAUUUGUGACCUUAAUUCAUCAUCAAAUGUUCAGUUAAAAAACGGUUUGCCGGCUUAAAAGCACGCAGCGUCGACGAUAAUCGCUGUUCAAUAUUGAGAAACGAUAAAAAUAAAACGAAACAUAAUAAUAUAACGAAACAUAAAAAGAAAGUACGGUCGAAUGCAACAAUAACACGAUUGAAAAUACACAGAAACCAAUCGACAGGAGAAGGUCAAUGUGCAUGCUUUGCCAAGUUUACAGCAAAAUAAAUUUUUAUACACAAAGCGAGGAGAAAGUGAAGAGAUUACUCUGAGAAACAAAAAUUUAUACAAUUAAUAAAAAAUAAUAAAAAAUCCAAACAAAAGUGAAAAGAAAUUAAAUUGAAUGGAAAAUUAAUAAAAAAAAUUAUACAAAAAAAAUAUUAUUCAAUCAAUUAAAAAAAAUAAAAAAUUAUUACCGAACACCGAUUACCAAAACAACAAAAAAAAAUGAGAAAUUCAAUCUGGCCGAGGAGACAGUCUUCAUCACUGUCAUGCACGAUUUUUAGCGUAGCCGUUAUUAUAAUUUUAUUUUUAGAUGUUACUCUAGCGAUAAAAUGUUACAAAUGCUCGGUCAUGCCGCCCAGUGACAACAAGGAAAUGAGCAAAAGCGGCGCCCAGUCCUUACUUUGUUCAAAAUUCGACGAAUCCGAAGACUUUAUCACAGACUGUCCGUACUCGACGAUGUGCAUGAAGCGGAUAUUCAAGUUGCAAUUGCCACGCGGAGAACCCAUCGAGACGAUCACACGAGGGUGUGCCAAUCAAAAAUACACGGAACAAGUCUAUCGUGACGGCGCAUGGCACAAGGAAUUCACCGUGGAAGAACCUUACGAGGAAGGUUGCCAGGAAGACCAAGAUGGCUCGACGUACUGCCAUUGCAAGGGGAAACUAUGUAAUGCCGCUACCGAUACGCCCGCAUAUCACACCGACACGAUGGCCGUCAUUUUCGUCUUCAAUCUCAUGAAAUACUUGAGGAACGUCGAAUAUUGAGGCAUUAAUUUGCAUUUAGACCAGUUAGCUACGUUUUUUGUACCUAACUCUAAAAAAAUCUAAUUCUUUGGUCAAAAGUCUCACGGAGCGCGUCACUCGCUCCUUAUGUUAUUUAUUUUUUAUCUAAGUGUUUAGCCAAUUGAAGAUUAUAUUUACGAAUAAAACCGAAUAAA